This is a messenger RNA of Camellia sinensis, 888 nucleotides long. The record is from RefSeq and is a predicted model, not a curated record. Lineage: Eukaryota; Viridiplantae; Streptophyta; Magnoliopsida; Ericales; Theaceae.
GAAUUAUUUCAAGUAUACAAUACAGUUGUGAAAAUGGUUAGCCGCUGUGAUGUUUACAAAGCAGCAUCAGAGAAGAAACCAGUUUCACGUCAAAUCUUCUGCAAUUUCUAUAGAGAAAAUGAAGGCUCGACACCAAUAGACGAACGCGGCAACACUGUCCUCCAUAUCCUCUGCGUCCAUGGCAACACGGUUGCCAUUAGAGAGCUUGAUAAGCGGGGCCUGCUUUCCACUGAACACCUCAAGAAAUGUAAUGUCAAUGGCGAAAUUGCUCUGCAUGAAGCUGCGAGAUUUGGUCACAAGGAAAUCGCAGAAAUAAUGCUCAAAAAGGAAGGAGAUGGAGGAGAUCUAAACCUAAUUCUUGCGCGCAAUGAAUUAGGAGAGACGCCCAUUCACCUUGCUGCUGCAUUUGGAAGGGAGGACGUUUUCAAUUUUCUCAAAACAAAAAUAAAUGACGAUCAGCUGAGAUUGAGGACCGGAGAUGGCCGCACUGUUCUCCAUGCUGCCGUGAACGGAGAAUUUUACAAUUUGGCUAUGAGCAUAUUGGAGUCAUACCCUAAUCUUGCUGACAAACGUCAGGAAAACGGAAUGACAGCUUUGAAUCUGUUGGCUUCAAAAACAUUUUCCUUCAGAAGUAUGUGGUUCGCAACUAUGGACUUCGUUCCCUGGCAUACGAUGAAAAUUUUAGCCUAUCAUUGUAUUGUACCCAAUGAAUUUGAUUACGAAACUGCUGGUGAUGUGGAGAACCCGCGUGAUUUUAAUAUCUCCAAAUUGAAAGGGGCUUUAAUAUCCAAACUAAUAUCAGGUAUUAUCAAAUAAUUAUCUUAGUUAUACCUCAUUAGUGAAAAAACUAAAAAUUUUCGAUAUAUUGAUUUGUAAUUAUAUUAAAAA